AUGAAACGAAUCGUUAAAUCCAUUCUCCGUCAUCAUAACCACAGUAACAUUGCAACAUUCUCGUUGGGGACUCGUGUUUUCAGAACCUUUUCUUCCACUCCAUCCAUUCGUUCCAUCCAGCACCAAGAUGAUGAGUGGAUACAUCAUCCUCCAAUGAUUCCCAUUCCAUCUGUUCCAGGUCUCUUUAAAAUUAAAGAUUUCAUUUCACCAAAUGAACGAGAUCAUGUCAUGUCCGAAAUGAAACACAUUCAACAACAACUCAUUCAUUAUUUUCAACAUCCUGAAGGUGCCAAAGAAUUAUUCGUUUCACAGUAUCACAAUUUGACCAGUAAAGAAUCCUUUCAAAAAGUGAAAUUAGAAGAAUUGAGUCAAGGUGAAAAACCAUAUUUUGUUGAGGUUUUUGAACAGUAUGGUCAUGAAGGACAUUGUUUGGUGUAUUGUAGAAAUUCAAAUUUACCAAAAUUUACAAAAGAAAUAAUUCAAAAGAAAUUAUUGCAACAUCCACAAACUAAACAACUUGUGAUUGAAAAUGUGAGAGAGGAGAUUAGAAAAAUGUUGCUCAUGGCAUCCAAUGAAGAAAUGUCAACAGUCAAGACCUCACAAGAUGUUUUUUCAAACAUUGAUUGGAAAGUCGCUCUCAAUUUCUACAAAGUGAAAGACAACCAUCUCUCUGGUUUUUCAUUUCAUAGAGACAUUGCUUCUAAUGGCAACAUUACUGCAAUUUUAGCUUUACAAUCUUAUGGAAUGCUUGAAUUUAAAAAACCAAAUGUGGAAUACGAUGGGUUUAAACCAAAAGAAAAUCAAUCCAAUGAACAACAACUAGUAGAAAGACAUCUUGAAGAGGAUCAUGAGACUUCAAAAGUUCUUGUUGAACCUCGAACUCUAUUGAUUUUAAGUGGAGAAGCAAGAUGGGAUUAUUUACAUCGAGUUCCACCCCUUGAAAAAGAAUUUGAAUUCGAAGGAAAGAAAUAUGUAAGGGAAGAUUCGAGAUGGUCAGUGGUAUUUGGAUGUAAAUGA
Messenger RNA from Naegleria lovaniensis, 1017 nucleotides. RefSeq lists its product as uncharacterized. Gene Ontology annotation, cellular component: mitochondrial matrix. Gene Ontology annotation, biological process: fatty acid metabolic process; DNA damage response. Lineage: Eukaryota; Heterolobosea; Eutetramitea; Acrasida; Naegleriidae. The transcript has a single exon. The record is from RefSeq and is a predicted model, not a curated record. Bases 1 to 1017 code for a protein of 338 amino acids.